AUGAAUUGUGGAAAUAAGGAAAAUAUCAGUAGCACUUAAUCUUAAAAAUAAGAUGCUAUUAAUUAGCUUUUAAUGAAGCAUAAUUUCAAGAUUUAAGAGUAGUAAAAUAACAGUUCAGCUUUGAACAAUUCCACUCUAGAUAAUAAACAAAUUCCUUUUCUUUAGAAGGUAAACUCAUAGUAAUCUAGUACAUCAAAAUAAAGUGUUUCAAUGCAAAGCCCAGUUUAAGAUUUAAAAACCAAAGGCCAAUAAAUAUUUUAAAGCGCUCAAUAAUAAAAUAAUUAAGCACAGUAGCUAAACAGUAGUGGAUCUUUAAGAUCUUCACAAAAUCUUUCUUGUUCUCGUUUAUCAAAAUCAUUCAGAUAAACAAUAAAUGUUGAUAAUUUAAUAAGUAUAUGCUCGAAAAAAUUAACUAUUGAUCCUAAGCAUAAAAAAGCUCUGUAUAUUAGAGCAUCCUCUUACAUGAAAAAAGGUUUAUUUGAGUAAGCAAUUAAUGAUACAAACACGCUUAUAUCUAUUGAUGAAUAUAACGUAGGAGCAUAUUAUAUAAGAGGCUGCGCCUAUGAAAAGCAAGGAGACAUAGAAAAGGGUAUUUAAGAUUUUAGCUUCGUUUUAGAAUUAGAUGCUUCACAUGUAAAUGCUGUUUUUGCUAGAGCUGCUUGCUAUAAUAAAUUGGGUGAUUUUAAUAAAGCUAUAGAAGAUUAUAAUAAAGCUUUAGAAUUAGAUUAAGAAAAAUAAUAAAUGAUGAGUUCUGGAAUGAAGAGAAACCGUAGAUUGCUAAGCUAGAAACUCUCUUAAAGCUAGAAUUUUUCUAAUCAAGGUUCUAGUUUUAAACAGAACCCUAUCAAUAUAAAUAAUGCUUAAAAUGAUAGUGGUAUUUAAUGCGUUUAAUUAAAUUAUGGAUAAAAUUUCAAUGAGAAUAGUAGUUGUUAAGUUUCUGGUAAAAAAUAAAUUGGUAAGUAGUAAUAUGGAUACCAUUUUGCUUAGAGUCAAAGUUAAUAAAAUAUUAAUUCAAAUGAAGAGGAUUUCAUUAAUCCUAAUGAGUCAAACAUAAAUUUUAUUCAUAUGGACUCUUCUCAAAUUAUUUCAAAUGGUUUAAGUGGGUAAAAGCAAAAAUAACACUAGUUUUCUGUUUAAAAAUCUUCUUAAUAGUAAGCAUAUUUGAAAGACUCUCCUUAACUCCCUUCUUCCCAUUCUAGAACAUUGAGCUCACAAGGAAGAUUCUCUAACUCUAAACUAAAUGCCGUUGUAAGCUAACCAUAGUAAUUAAUAACACCACAUAAUAUUUAAAAUAUGUAAAUUUCUCUUGAGAAUUAAAUAACUCCAAUGAGAAGAUAAAACUCUUCAAACUCUCUUCAUUCUACAGUUAGAUCAUCUACAAGAUUAGAAGAGCAACCAUCUUUCUAAUCAGACAUGUCUUUUAUUGCUAAUUCAAAUUAAGAACAAUAGCAACAAAAAUAUAAGGGCGAUACAAAAAAGUAAGCAGAGAAUCUUCAUUCACAAGGAUUUGAAAUGCGCAAAAAAGGAGAUUUCCAAAAAGCUAUUUAACUAUAUACCUAAGCUAUAGAGCUAAAUCCACGCCACUUUAAGGCUUUUUUCAACAGAGGUUUCGCUUAUGAUAAGUUAGAAAUGUAUGACUUAGCAAUAGCUGAUUACUCUUAAGCUUUAGAAAUAGACCCUAAUAAUGCUUAUGCUUAUUAUAAUAGAGGAAUAAGCUUAGAUCGUAAAAAUCUUUUCGAUGAUGCAAUAAGCAAUUUUACUAUGGCCAUUUCUCUUGAUGAUAAAAAGGCCGAUUUCUAUCACAAUAGAGCAUUUGCAUAUAGAAAAAAGAAAAACUAUGAAAUGGCAAUUAGUGACUAUACAAAGGCUAUUGAAAUAGAUAGUAAGCACUUCAAAGCUUAUUAUAACAGAGCAUUCUGCUUUGAUAAGAUUAAUAAUUUUGAAAGUGCUGAAAGUGAUUAUAAAUAAGCUUUGAUGCUUUAGCCUAAGAAUAUUAAUGUACUUUAUCAUUACGGAUGUCUCUUAGAGAAGAUUAACACUCCACAAUCAUUAGAAGAUGCCUUAAUUUGCUUUAAUGAAGCUCUUUCACUAGACUCAAGUUAUGCUCCAGCUUAUAACGCUAGAGGAUUAGUUUAUGAUAAACUAAAAAAUUAUGACUAAGCAUAUCAAGAUUUCUCGAAUGCUAUUAGUCUACACCAAAACAAUCCUGUAUUUAUUCAUAAUAGAGCUUGUUGUCUUAGAAAUAUGGGAAAACUUAAUGAAGCAAUUGAAGACUUUAAUGCUGCACUAUAAUUAGAUUCAACUAAUCCUAUCAUCUAUUCAAACAUUGGCUUGGUACACAGAAAGCUUGAAAAUUUUGAACACGCAAUAGAGUGCUACACAAAAGAAAUGGAAUACAGUACUGAAAAUGCUAGGACUAUUAACAAUAGGGCAUAUUGCUUUGCUAAACUUAAAAUUUAUAAAGAAGCAGUUGGUGAUUAUACAAGGGCAUUAGCACUUGAACCUAAAAACAUUCACGCUCUUCAUAAUAGAGGUAUAUGUUAUGAAAGAAUGGGGCUUUACAGAAAUGCCAUUGAAGAUUUUACUUCUGUUAUUUCUCAUAAUAAAGACAAUGCCAAUGCUUAUUUCAAUAGAGGCUGCUGUUAUGAUUCAAUUGGUGAGUUAGACCUUGCAAUAGCUGAUUACUCCACAGCAUUAGAAAUAGAUUCUAAAAGCUCACAUAAUAAUUAAAAUCAAAAGAAUUAACUUAAUUCAACUGAAAAAUAUUUAAAUAAUUAAUGA
This is a messenger RNA of Tetrahymena thermophila SB210, 2781 nucleotides long. RefSeq names its product tetratricopeptide repeat protein. NCBI's taxonomy places the organism in Eukaryota, Ciliophora, Oligohymenophorea, Hymenostomatida, Tetrahymenidae. The transcript has 8 exons. The record is from RefSeq and is a predicted model, not a curated record. Gene Ontology annotation, molecular function: protein binding.